Molecule: messenger RNA, 1733 nt
Organism: Exophiala dermatitidis NIH/UT8656
Lineage: Eukaryota; Fungi; Ascomycota; Eurotiomycetes; Chaetothyriales; Herpotrichiellaceae
Exons: 2
Coding region: 384-758 (124 amino acids)
Biological process (GO): mitochondrial respiratory chain complex IV assembly
Cellular component (GO): mitochondrion
Source: RefSeq, a predicted model, not a curated record
CCAAUUUGGACUUGAAUUAUUGAGAACCCGAGCGGCGAACACGAAACCCGAUACUGGUGCCAUUGAUAAGUCGAGGGCAACCUUCUAGGUAUUUCACUCCAACAUUGUACAGUAUAUACGACGGAUUACGAAAUCGACCCACGGUCCCGCUGCUCUCUUUGACUCUGCAACAGUUCAAUCCAUCGAUCCUGCGACCAGCCACUGGAGCCCUCCAUCAGACGAACCAUACAACUCUACAACCUUGCCCGGCAAGUUCACUUGUGGAGGCAAUACCCGGUACCAACUCGAUUAAAGAGAGGAACAAGACGCCCUAUUUUCUUCUGCUGUUCCGAAAGAAAGAGAGAGAGAGUGUGUGUGUGUCUCUGAACAGUUCCGACCCAACAAUGCCCUCCUCUUGCAAAGAUAUCCGCGCCGCAUUGGCAGCAUGCCUCCAAAACUCGGACUGCAUCAUGGUCGACCGCCACACGCCCCUGGAAUGUCUGUCCCCGCCCCUGUCGGACACUCUCCCCGAGCAAUGCAAGCAGCUGAAACGCGGGUAUCGAGACUGCAAGCGCGGCAUGGUCGACAUGCGCAUGCGGUUCCGGGGCAACGCGCCCAUCUCGACGAGUGUCGAGCUCGAGGGUUCCGGCAAGAGAGCCGCUGGGUACCAGUUGUAUGGGGGGAAACCGGCGUUUGACGUUCGAGAAAGUAUGAAAAAGGAACAAAAGGGCGAGGUUGAGGGGUUGGGCUUUGAUGAGAGUAAGACGAGAGGGUUAUAAUGGGUCAUCGCGUGGUUCAAUGUUCCUUUGACGCACCUGAGCGAUAAAAGAAAAGUUUCCAAAGUCACGCCGGUAUGAUCAGCUCUAUACGAAUCCGCCACCACUUUGGGGGAAACCAGAGCAGCAGGUGGUAGUGGUGGUGACCUUUUUCGGAUAUGAAGAAAAGGGCGCUUCUUUGCUUCCGUGUUAUCUACUAGCCGCCUGCUGAGAGGCAGCAUCCACCUGCUUUACCAGCCUGGGAGGGAGGAGAUCUGUCCAAUCACGGAAUCAUGCCUUGCCUUGCACGGUUGGACGACUUCAACUUUCCAAACGAGGCCGUUGCCGUCUCCAAAAACAGCCAACUGCCAUGUGUUCGCCCCAAAUACAUAUCAAGCGGCCUUCGGACACAAACUCAACUCUGCGAGUCCUCCGUCGAUAAGACUCACCCAGUUGCCAGUUCCCACCGGUCAUCGACGGAGUCCCAGCGGAAGGAAUACGGUGACACAAGGGCUGGGAGUUCGGGCCGCGGAGCAUCAGGCACAUCGAAAUCGGCUACGGGCGUAUGCACAAUUCUGAGGCCUAAAGUAGACAUAAAAAAGACGCGGAGUGUGUGGUCUUGCAGGAGGUUCGACAGUUGAGCAAGAACAAUGUAUUAUAUAUCUCUGCUCCUAUGAACACCACUUUUACAACAGUCAUCAAGCAUACCAGAUAACCCCAUUUGACGCUACGAACAUCGAUGAAAUUGGGUGGAAAAGCAACUUUUUGUUUUGUCUCUAUCCCUCUGCUGAUUCUAUCCGUCGAGAAUGAAAUGGAAGCCCGUACACGUUUCCCCACUGCACCUCCUUUUUAUAUAGACAUUGCUCUGGUGGUGCGCUAUUCACAUGCUGUAGAUAGCCACGAAACCACCCAGCCUCAUUUUGUCGAGCUCACACUCACACUCAGCUUCCGCCGCCUCUCGAGCUCCUCCUUUGGCGGUUCACAAUAGAGCCAUAGAAG